GAAAAAUAUUUAAAAAAAAAAUUAAUAAAAUUGUUGUAAUCAAAUACACUUUAAUUUCGACUGCAACUUAAUAAAUUUUAAAUAAGUUUGAAAAAUAAGUGAGUGAUAAAUAGUACGAAUUCAAAUCAAUAAUCUAGAGCGGCUGAUUAAAAGAAAUUAAUGUAGCCCCCAAACUCAGUUUUCACUUGCAAAGGAGAUGGGAUACAAGAGUUGUUGAAAUCAGAAGUAAGAAGUCAACCAAGGGUGGAUCUGUGUAGGUGGAUUGGGGUGUCGCGGCAUCCGCGCUUCUCGAUUGAAACCCUGUAUAUUUAUGUAUAUAUUUGUAUAUAUGUAUUAGUUAACAUAUAAUUAUUAUGCUUGGCACCUGCACUACAAAGCGAGUUGACGGUGUAAGUGGUUGAGACGAUUGGGUUUUACCCAGCAGUACAGGUUCCAUAUCUGCCUCUGAAGUCAACCAUUUUCUGUGACCACUCCCUUCCCACACCAGCAGAUUCCAAAUCGAAGACUUAGCCAAUAUAUACAUAUAUCAUGAUGUAAAAAGAAAAAGAAAGAAAAAAAUGAGUUGGGGGAAAAUGUUCUUCACAGUGGUGAUUACGUUCUCAGCAGCAUUGAUUACAUACAACAUCCUCAUCUCAGCAAAUGCUUCUUUGAAGCAAGAAUUGCCAGGCCCUUCUUCUAUAACAUUUUCCCAAGACCCAAUCAUUAAGAUGCCAUUGGACAGAUCAUCAAAGAAGAAGAGGUUGUUCCAUACAGCUGUAACAUCUUCUGAUUCAGUUUAUAACACUUGGCAGUGUAGGAUUAUGUAUUACUGGUUCAAAAAAUUUAAGGAUGAACCUAAUUCUGAGAUGGGUGGCUUUACAAGAAUAUUGCAUAAUGGCAAGCCAGAUAGGUUCAUGGAUGAGAUCCCUACUUUUGUUGCUCAGCCACUUCCCUCUGGAGUGGAUCAGGGUUAUAUUGUCCUUAAUAGACCAUGGGCUUUUGUUCAGUGGCUCCAAGAAGCACAAAUUGAAGAAGACUACAUAUUGAUGUCAGAACCAGAUCAUGUUAUUGUCAAGCCCAUACCAAACCUAUCAAAGGAUGGCCUUGGAGCGGCAUUCCCUUUCUUUUACAUAGAACCCAAAAAGUAUGAGUCUGUACUGAGAAAGUUUUUUCCUGAAGAAAACGGACCUAUAACUGACAUUGAUUCCAUUGGAAAUUCCCCUGUCAUUGUUGCCAAGGAAGAUUUAAAGAAAAUAGCUCCCACAUGGAUGAAUGUUUCUUUGGCCAUGAAAAAGGAUCCUGAAGCGGACAAAGCGUUUGGUUGGGUGCUUGAGAUGUACGCCUAUGCAGUUUCAUCUGCUUUGCAUAAUGUGGGUAAUGUAUUGCACAAGGAAUUCAUGAUUCAGCCUCCUUGGGAUACAGAAAUUGGCAAGGCAUUCAUAAUUCAUUACACAUAUGGAUGUGACUAUGAUAUGAAGGGAAAGAUGACCUAUGGAAAAAUUGGAGAGUGGAGAUUCGACAAAAGAUCAUAUGAUAAUUCCUGGCCUCCGAGGAACCUUUCUCUGCCUCCACCUGGUGUUCCAGAGAGCGUGGUUACUCUGGUAAAAAUGGUGAAUGAAGCUACAGCUAACAUUCCAAACUGGGGUUCUUAGAACGGUGUUGUCUGAAGUUGUUUCACUCACGCAAGAUGUAUGACGGAUUCAUAAUUUGUACUUUCUAUACCAAUGCUGCCACAAGGAAAUCUCGUUUCCUCCCAAUGACUCUUGUUAGAAUAUUUGAAACUUUCUUGUAUGCCGUUCCAUCUUUCCUUUAUCCUGUAGGUUUCCGAAUCUGAGUGUAUAGUUGCAAGUAUAUUCGUAUGUGGUAGGUGGUGGAUAUGUAUAAACUAUGAGUUUACUAGUUGCAGCUCCUCCCAUUGUUAAGUAAA
Messenger RNA from Capsicum annuum, 1906 nucleotides. RefSeq names its product hydroxyproline O-arabinosyltransferase 1. Lineage: Eukaryota; Viridiplantae; Streptophyta; Magnoliopsida; Solanales; Solanaceae. Bases 558 to 1631 code for a protein of 357 amino acids. The transcript has 9 exons. The record is from RefSeq and is a predicted model, not a curated record. Gene Ontology annotation, molecular function: glycosyltransferase activity.